This is a messenger RNA of Saccharomyces kudriavzevii IFO 1802, 798 nucleotides long. It is a transcript of the gene RCN2, whose product is annotated as Rcn2p. Lineage: Eukaryota; Fungi; Ascomycota; Saccharomycetes; Saccharomycetales; Saccharomycetaceae. The transcript has a single exon. The record is from RefSeq and is a predicted model, not a curated record. The coding region runs from base 1 to 798 and encodes 265 amino acids.
AUGGCAAAUCAAAAGCAGAUGAGAACACAGAUAUUAAUCACCGACAUUCCCAGUGGCAAAUUUACCAGUAAAUGGCCCACACAGUUGGAAAAGACUUUAUUCAAGGAGCAGUUUCCUAAUUUACAAAGUCGCUUGCAAUACUACACUCCACUACCAUUUUUGAACAGAAUUAUAAUUAUAUUCGACAAUGAAGAUGACACACUGCAAGUAUUCAAGUUUUUACAGGGUCUGCUGCCCAAAGAAAACGGCGAUUCGAUGAAGUUAUUUGUUACUGAGUCCCUUCUAAACAGCCAACAUCCUCGUUCCCGUUCUACAGACGACGCUGCGGCCUUCCAAGGUGACGGUUCGCCAUUCUUGGAGGAAGGACAUAGCAAGCCUCUUUUAUCUAUUAAUACAGAUCCAGGGGUCACUGGAAUAGACGGCUCAUCCCUAAAUAAAGGAGGAUCUUCGUUGUCCCCCGAUAAAUCAUCGCUGGAAUCGCCCACAUUUCUAAAACUUUCGACGGAUUCAAAGCCAUUCAGUUACCAAGAACCGCUGCCCAAGCUCUCCAGAUCGUCUUCUUCAACUUCAAAUCUGUCUUUGAACGGAAGCUCACAGACAUCUUUGCCUUCACAACCAGAAAAUAAGGAUAAGUCAACGUCAGACACCAAAUGUCUUUUCGCUUCUAAGCCAUUAGGAUUAACUAUUGACACUUCCGCUGGUAGUAACGCUGCAUCACAUGUUCAAAGUAAAGCGAAUGGUAGUACGUCGAAUCCCCCAAAAAGUCCAAGCAUAACGGUUAAUGAAUUUUUCCAUUAG